Messenger RNA from Bactrocera latifrons, 510 nucleotides. RefSeq lists its product as uncharacterized. The coding region runs from base 109 to 510 and encodes 133 amino acids. The transcript has 5 exons. NCBI's taxonomy places the organism in Eukaryota, Metazoa, Arthropoda, Insecta, Diptera, Tephritidae. The record is from RefSeq and is a predicted model, not a curated record.
UUUGCCACGAAAUUUAUAACAACCAAAAAACACGUCGGAAACCCCCUAAAAUAUAUCCAUAUAAUCCCGACCCGUCUCACUACCAUUGAAAAGUUCCUAACAGACAAAAUGCCAGAAAAGGCCGAGGUGCAGGCACAGAAAGGUGACUUGGAGGACGAGCAUUACGUGGAGCUCGCUUCAAAACUGCCCAUAUUAUCGGAAGAGCACGUGCGCCUCGUGGAAGACAAACUUUCACUAAAGGAAAGCACGGAUGCUAUGAUGCGGCUAAUAUUGAAGUCAAAGGGCGCAAAAGGCAGUGUGGACUGCGUGAUAUGUUUCGGACGACCACUACAGGGGCUAGAGGGGCGCAAGAAGAAGAAAUCCCUACUAAAGCUGAAGUGCGUAGAGUUAGCUUUUGAUAUAUUUCCGGACAAGGAUAAAAACACUAUUUGUGGGGAGCUCCGGAGAUUUGUGGCCUUAAGCCACAAUCGUUUUAAGCAAAUGGAAAGAAUAUACUUAAGCCAAAAUUAA